GCAGGUGGGCGCCCUCCCUUUUUGUGUGCGUGGAGGCGGCUGCCCGCCCUGGGCUACACCGAGUGGGGACCGAGCGUGUGCAGGGAGCAGCCUCCUCAGGAGUCAGGCAGCCCCAGGAGCUGGCUGCCCGCCCUUGGGCCCUGCGCCACGCUGGGCAGGAGGGGCAGGCCGGGCGCUGGGCUGGGAUAUGAGGCUCGCGUUCCCCUGGGAAAGGUCAGCCUGGCCUGGCUCGGAGCCUUGACCCAGCUGUGCGGGAGGCCCAGCGCUCUGCUGGCGGCCCCUCCUGCUCUCCCCCACUCUGGUGGGCAGGGCUCCAGUGGUGGAGGGCGGGGGAGCCCCAGUCACACCAUUCCAGACCAGGAAUAGGCACUGGCCCAGCUCCGUGCGCCAGCCCCUCCCUGGACUCAAGUGGCCUGCCUGGUGAGGAGAGAGGGCAAGGUGAGUGGCCAGGGGGCGGGUGCUGCAGGGGCCAGGCCCUGGCGGCCCCAGGCAGACCCCCUCAGGCUGGAUGGAGCCUAGGCAGACUCCAGACCUCUCCCCCGUCGCUCCGGCCAGCUCUGCCUGCAGGACUCGCCCCUUCCAUGGAGAGCGAAGGAGAAACCACUAAUUGCUUUGCACUUCCAGACUGCGUUGUGCACUCGGGCUGGUUUAAUUGGUUUUUAUGGACGAAGAGUUGAAGGCCCGGGGAGGGGAGGUGUGGUGUGAGCCCCCAGCCACGGAGCUCGGAAAAGCGGGAGCUGCCCAUCCACGUGUCCAUCGUCACAGCCUCAUGCUGCCUUCCCUGCAGGGACCACAGAAGAGGAACAGACUGUGCUCAGCCUGGACAGCUGUGCACACACCCACCGAGUCUCAUGACAGGUAGUGUUGCCCACUGGUUAGUGUCUAGGGUUGGCGGCUGAGGCACCAACCAAGUGGGCGUCACUGAGGGUCCAGCGGGAGACAGGCCACCACCCAGAGCAGGUCCUUAAGGGGGAGUUGAUGAAUAGGGGCGAGGCGGCACUAAAGGUCGUUAGAAGGGACAGUGGGUGCCCUGGGCUAGCCUUGGGCUGGAGAGGGACCGCUACAGAGGAGGCACGUCUUGAACACAUCGCCUCCCAACCUGGAUGCUUGUGGCGUGUGGGGAGCAGCCGCUGUGAUGGGUCAGGAGGGGCAGAGAGUCGGGGUUUCUGCAUGAAGUCGGGGGACAGCCAGACACACGGGCAGGCUGCAGACCCCUGUCCUGUUCCUUGCCAGCGCUGCUGAAGAUGAGUCAGGCCCUCCCAGCCCCCCUCACUCUUGGAGGAGAAUCCACACAUCGGGGUUCAAGUCGGUCCUUCCUCAGGGCCGGACGCAGGGUGGAGCCUGUGAUCGCGUGGUGAGCGCGCUGGCUCGAGUACUUUGCAGGAAUUAUUUUACUUAAUCCUCCCAAGGGCCCCUGGAGGUGAAUUGUCCACAUUCACGAACACACACACGCACAAUUUCAGACGACAAGACUGAGCCCGAGGGCUGAGGGCUGAGCUGGGGUCUGCAUAGCAGAUAACGUGGAACGGCUCAGCCCCGGGGUGUCUGCUGGGCUCUGCUCUCACGGAGCGCACCUGGUGUUGGCCCCGUCCCACGGCGUUUUCCCUAAGUGGACGGCAAGGCGACGUUCGGCCAUCCACAGGUGACACGUUUGAUCACGUGUCGAGAGAAGAGGUCGUGUCUGGUCUGCAGACACACUUGCUAAAGCCGAGGCUGAUGGGGGCAUCGAGGCUGGUUGUGCAAAGCACAGGCGGAGAGAACAGGGUGGGUCCGACGAGUUCAGGUGUGAGGUCGUCGUGUUGGCAUCCCCGUGGGGUGUCGGGACCGGCAGGGGUUUCGGAAGUUCUGGCACGCGGUAGGCACCCGGCACGGUUGCCAACUGAGUGGCUGAGUCCGAGUCAAACCCACCCAGGACUUGGGGUUUCCAAAAUAAGGAAGUGGCAUGACUCAGGAUUAAGUCCGCUGGACGUUUUUUCCUCUCCUUUGAUAGUUUUGGGCAGAAAACUUUGUUUUGCAAAGGAGUUUCUCUUGGAAGAUUGCAGUGGGCAGGAGGGGUGUGGAUGUGCCCCUCGUGGAGGGAACAGAAAGCUUCAGGGCUGUGCGGGGUUGGGGGACGAGUGCCUCUCCUGGAAGGGGAUGCCGGUUUGCAGAGAGAGCAGCUGUGACAUUGCCGGGACGCAGGUGGACGACGAGGUGGUGCCUGCGGUGCUGGAGGGCUGCCCGUCUCGGGGGGACCCUGAGAGGAAUCCAGGGCAGGGACAUGACAGGGACAGAGGCUCUCUGGGGCGAUCCCUGUCUCACCCCUGGGAGAACAUUGGGGUGCAGGGAAGCUCCCCCGUGGGCGGCCAGAGCUGCCGGCAGCCAGACCGAGCCCCCCAGGCCGCCAGCUGGGAGCCCCCCAGGCCACCAUGCCCACGCCGCCCUGCACCCUCGCCUCGUUCUGCGCUCCGAAUCUCUGACUCAGACCUCCCGGCUCAACUUCCUGUCUCGUCAAUUUCACUUCCUAGUUCCUGCCUCCUGACUCUUCAGAACGAAACUCCUUCCUUAGAAAUUAGAAGUGGAGUCGGGGAAUCCAGACCACAGGGCCGGCUGGCAGAGUCCGCCGUCUGGGCAGAGAUGGAAAGGCUGAGGCUCGAGGGCCAAGCAGAUCACUGACCCCAGAGUUGGAGAAAUCGGUCAUGACCUGGAUCAAGCUCCAAAGUUCAGCUCAGUUAACUUUCAACCCCCGGGAGCGGCCUGGGCAUCUGUGGCAGGUGUUUGUGUGGGGCCAGGCUGGCCUACUAUCAGGUGAGGAAGGAGGCGGCGGUGGGCUGAGACCCUCAGGCAGCAGAGAGCCCUGGGGGGACCCAGACGCCCCUGCCAAUGACUGAGGUCCCGUUUGCGCUCAGCAGAGGCUCCCCAAGUCCUAAGCUUCCUCCUGGAACGCUUAGCCAGCCUUGCGCGCCCGCAGCCCCGCCGGUGCUGGGAGGGCGGGAGGGCACGGUCCCAGCCCUCCAGAGGCCCCCACGUAGGGCCUGGCGUCGGGCCGGGCGGGCGGCAGACCGCGGGUCGAACUGGCACAGGGGCGGGACAGCGGAAGAGGCUGUUUGCCCCGUCUGCCGGCGCACCGGCUCUGUUUUUCUGAACCCUCGUCUGUUCUUACGGCUGCUGACGCCGCCACCGCCACGGAUGGGGAGAGAGGGAGGGGAAGCCGGUGCCAAGUUGGCCCGCCCCUUCUGAACCUGGGCUUCUGCCACGCUCCCCCGCCUGCCUGCUCCCGCGAGCCUCGUCUGGAGGUCACAUUCAGCCCUGACGCGUCUCAGUGGGUCAGGCGGCAGGGAGACCGAGCCGAGCCAGGCGCGCAGCAAGGCUGCCGGGCACCGCUGCUCCGUCGGGCUGAGGUCUUCAGAUUUUGCAGAGCGGGGGCGUUGGGGGGCCAGGGGGCUGAGCGUCUGUGCUGGGCGCCUUGGUGCCUGGAGGAGCCACAGACACUGUGCCCCCUGGUGAUGCCUGGCAUGGGGCACCGAGCGCACGACUGACAACUUCCCGCCGCCCGCCCACCCCCAUCCGCGAAGGGCACCUCGCAUGCCCGCAGCUGCGGUGGGGACGGCAUCAGGAGUGGCAGCCCGAGGAGCCCUGGGCCACCGCGGGCGGGGGGAGCUGCUUCUCCGCCCUUCUCAGAGCCAGCCUCUGCCGGCCGCCCGCGGUCCCUCCCUCCUCCUCCCUCCUCCCUCCUCCCUCCUCCCUCCUCCCUCCUCCCUCCUCCCUCCUCCCUCCCUCGCUGCCGUUGGACGAGAAGGAUGUGAGGCAGAGCUGAGCCGGAGCAGACGCCAGCCAGAAGCCUCGCGGAGCCGCACCGCGGCCGCCCAGCCUCCCGCCUCCCAGCCCGCUGCUCCCAGCCCGCUCC
This is a messenger RNA of Diceros bicornis minor, 3886 nucleotides long. RefSeq lists its product as uncharacterized. The transcript is spliced from 2 exons. The record is from RefSeq and is a predicted model, not a curated record. The coding region runs from base 1717 to 2655 and encodes 312 amino acids. NCBI's taxonomy places the organism in Eukaryota, Metazoa, Chordata, Mammalia, Perissodactyla, Rhinocerotidae.